AAAUAUAUAAGAAGGUCGAAGGGUUAAACUUGUCAAUCGCAAAAAAAUUUUCGUGUCUCGAGUUUGCCGGGUUAUUGUGAAAUUAUUAAUUCAAAAUGCCUGGAAAAUACAAAAUUGUUAUGAUUCGCCACGGCGAAAGUGAAUGGAACCAAAAAAAUCUUUUCUGUGGCUGGUACGACGCCGACCUUAGCGACAAGGGUCGAGAAGAAGCUAGUGCAGCAGCCAAGGCCUUAAAAAACGCAGGUUACAAGUUUGAUGUAGCCCACACUUCCGUUUUGAAAAGAGCUCAAAUUACUCUUCAGACUAUCCUUGAGCAGAUAGGUCAAACAGAUAUUCCAGUAAACAAAACUUGGAGAUUAAAUGAAAGACAUUAUGGUGGACUUACUGGCCUUAAUAAAGCAGAAACAGCUGCUAAAUAUGGAGAGGCUCAGGUACAAAUCUGGCGCCGCAGUUUUGACACCCCACCCCCAGCAAUGGAAAAGGACCACCCCUACUAUGAGGCUAUUGUUAAGGACCCCCGUUAUGCCUCUGACCCAAAACCUGAAGAGUUCCCAAUGUUCGAAAGCUUAAAACUAACCAUUGAAAGGACUCUGCCAUACUGGAACAAUGUGAUAGUGCCACAGAUUAAAGAAGGCAAAAACAUCAUAAUUGCUGCUCACGGGAAUAGUCUCAGGGGUAUUGUCAAACAUUUAGAAGAGAUGAGUGACGCCGAUAUUAUGGAACUGAACCUGCCAACUGGUAUUCCUUUUGUUUAUGAACUUGAUGAGAAUAUGAAACCCGAUGGACCUAUGACUUUCCUUGGUGAUGAAGAGACUGUGAAAAAAGCCAUGGCAGCUGUUGCCGCUCAAGGCAAAGCCAAGUAAUUACAUUGAAGUAACCUUAAUUUAUUGUCAUGAUAUUCUAGUGCAAAUGUUAUUAGAAAUAUAGCUACUCAUAUCCAACUCGUUUAAACUUCAAACGCAUAUUUUUGUUGUGAAUAUUUCUUUAUAUUUAAGUUUAUAAUAAAGUUUAAAAGUACA
Messenger RNA from Aricia agestis (brown argus), 1019 nucleotides. It is a transcript of the gene Pglym, whose product is annotated as phosphoglycerate mutase 2. Bases 96 to 863 code for a protein of 255 amino acids. The transcript is spliced from 5 exons. Gene Ontology annotation, biological process: glycolytic process. Lineage: Eukaryota; Metazoa; Arthropoda; Insecta; Lepidoptera; Lycaenidae. Gene Ontology annotation, molecular function: intramolecular phosphotransferase activity. The record is from RefSeq and is a predicted model, not a curated record.